UGUACUGGUACGAAAUGGGGGGGAAUCUUAUAAACACAAUAUAUCUGUUCAAAUCCCUCAUUUCUGUGGUGCUUUCAACAACGGCAAGUUUUACCUCAAAAACUGAACUGAACAAAUGGUGGCAGUGUCGAAGCUGACAAAAUGAAAUCACUCGUAUUCCUCCUCCCUUUGGUCCUCUCAACAGCCUCAAACCCUCUCCGCCAACCCAAAGAAAUCGCCCAAAGACGUCAGCUCCUCGGUUACGUCAACAACAUCGUCCACGAAAACCCCAAUUAUCCCGAUCAAGCAGCACAAAGUUCAGUCAAAGUCAACUUCAACACUGACCAACGACAAAUCUACAAUUAUCAACAACAACAACAACAACAACCCGAACAAUCCCAACUAUUCAAUGUUGGAUACAGCGUCCGUUUUACCAACAACAACAACAACCGCCCCACGAUUAAACAAACCAGAAGCAACAACUUGGAAAAUGCUGAAAUUAUAACAGGAACUAGGAAACAAAACGAAGAAGUUCAAAGUCCUCAGGAUUUCAUCAGCAGCAAAAAACACAAAAUCUCAGGAAUUAAACCCAAGCCACAAGUCGUUUCCAGCUUCCCUAACCCGAAAAUCCUCCUAACUCAAGCGAACUUAUCACCAGCCACCCAAAAAUACUACAAGGCUUUAGAACAAGCCAAACCACAAAUCGCAAACGUGCAAGAUUUACAACAAAAGUACUCCUGGAGGAACCUAAGCCCGGGCGUCGAAAUCAUAAAAAGCACCGAAGUCCCAACUGUUAAAUACACAAGAACUGAGACAGGUUUUGACCACGUUAAGGCCCUUGGCAGGAGCCAAGACUUUGACCAAUCAAACGCCGUCGAAAACCAACAAAAUGUAUUAUAUUUCGCACGUCCCCAACAACAACAGCAAGUCCCACUUGUGGCCAAAUACCAAAUAGACACGUCCUUAUUGCGAGAGCAAGUCCCAAUUCAGGUCGAUGCGCGUUUUGUCAACGAAGAAAUGCGAAAAUUGGGACUUUAUGCAAAUCCUAAUGUUAAUCAGCCGGUUCAAGAGGUUAAUUAUCUCCAACAAGCUUAUAGAACAAUUCCGGACAGUUCACAAUUGAGACCAGUCCAAAUCGUCUACCAACAACAAGAACCGGAGCAAAACCGUUUUCAGUAUAAAAUUUACGGAAAACCUCAACCGAUUAAUCGACAAGCCGAAGAGCCAGUUUUACGUCAACCGAGAUUUUUGAAAGAUUUGUACACAAAUAUGAGACCGCCACCUUUUGAUAGCACCUAUCAACGAAUUGUACGCGUGUACAAAUAAAAAAUACUUGUUAUUGGUACGAUUAUAUUAUAGAGCUUAUUUCUUGUACUGGUUAGUUGUUUAAGUUUUUAUUUAUUACUUUGUUAUACAGAAUUUUUCAAUAAAGUCGAGUGUUUCAGUCGUAA
Messenger RNA from Tribolium castaneum (red flour beetle), 1430 nucleotides. RefSeq lists its product as uncharacterized. The record is from RefSeq and is a predicted model, not a curated record. The transcript is spliced from 2 exons. Lineage: Eukaryota; Metazoa; Arthropoda; Insecta; Coleoptera; Tenebrionidae. Bases 142 to 1305 code for a protein of 387 amino acids.